Ctenocephalides felis (cat flea) is the source of this 1498-nucleotide messenger RNA. Its product is annotated as phospholipase ABHD3-like. The coding region runs from base 208 to 1455 and encodes 415 amino acids. The transcript has 7 exons. The record is from RefSeq and is a predicted model, not a curated record. Lineage: Eukaryota; Metazoa; Arthropoda; Insecta; Siphonaptera; Pulicidae. Gene Ontology annotation, biological process: medium-chain fatty acid catabolic process; medium-chain fatty acid biosynthetic process. Gene Ontology annotation, molecular function: acetylesterase activity; monoacylglycerol lipase activity.
GCUUCGCGGAGAGGUUAGACGGUUGUAUGUCGGAUUGUCGGUGUUCCGUGAUAUUGUGCAUGUUUCCAUUUAUAAUUGUUCAUUUUCGAAUUGGUUGCUUAUCUGAAUUUUGUCAUCGCAUCGUAUGUGAUUUAUAUUAAUUAUUGUGUUUGUUGAUUACGUUUAUAAAAGUAUUCUGUUGAAGAAGUUUGUGAUAUUUUGCUGAAAAUGGAAUGGAUGUUAACAAUAUUCGAGGAUAUGUCAGGACAGACGUUGUUUUUUGCAUGCAGCAUUGGAUAUGUUAUUUAUUAUCUAUGCCAAGUUGUUAAGCGGCCUGUGCUGGCAUGUUCAGAUGGACCUUUCCGCCAAUUCCUGUUGCGCAACGUACCCUUGCUAAGACAGAAAUUCUGGCCGACCCUAUGGUGCGUGGAGGCGCGGGCGCAAACUGUGCUUGCCAGUCUCUUGCGUUCGAGAUUACUGCCCGUUGUGAAGUACAGACGAGAAAUUUUAACAUUGGCUGACGGUGGCGAAAUUGGGCUCGAUUGGCUAGAAACAGGAUGUGAUCCAAAGUCGCCAGUAAUAUUAAUCCUUCCGGGAUUGACUGGAGAAUCGCAGGCAGAAUAUAUUAAAUGUCUUGCGUUAUCUGCUAACAGCAUAGGUGUUCGCUGUGUUGUAUUCAAUAACCGUGGUCUAGCAGGUGUACAACUAAAGACACCUCGUCUAUAUUGCGCAGCAAACGUUGAUGAUCUCUCUGAAGUAGUGGAACAUGUGCAUACUUUAAAUUCAGAUGUGCAGUUAGGCGCCGUAGGAAUCUCUAUGGGGGCUCUUCUCAUAGGAAAUUAUAUAGCCACAAGAAGCAAAAGGGCAUCUAGUGUUUUAACAGCUGCCAUGAUCAUAUCUGCUCCAUGGAAUGUUUUCAAAGGUACAAAAAGUAUAGAAAAGCCUUAUUUGAACAGUAUGCUUGGUCGCUACUUGGCAUCAAAUUUAUGUACAACAUUGAAACAGUAUAAAACUCAGAUGAUUGGGCCAUGGGACAUGGAUAAAGUCCUGGCAAGCAAAACCAUAAAGGAAUUUGAUGAAAAUUUUACUACAUUGCAUUUUGGUUACAAAAAUAUUGAUGACUAUUAUUCUGCUGCAACUCUACAUGAUAAAAUAGACAAGAUUACAGUACCCUUGUUAUGUCUCAGUGCCGCAGAUGAUCCAUUUCAACCUCUCGAUGCUAUUCCCAUCGAGCAAGCAGAAAAUAGUAGCUAUGUUGCAAUUGCUGUUACAGCCCGUGGAGGGCACAUUGGUUUUAUGGAUGGAUUGUGGCCUUUAACUCAAAAUCAGUAUAUGGCAAGACUCUUUGGCCAAUAUUUUUCUGCUGUUUUUAAUGUCAAUAAUGACAUUAAUUCUUUAAAAAAGAAAAUUCAAGUACCUUAUCAAUGUGAUAGUGUAGAUUUAUAUUCGGCUGUUGCAAGUACUGUUAACUUAUGAUUAUUUAAAGUUGAGCAUAAAAUAGUAUUAUUUUAGUAUCAUU